This is a messenger RNA of Parasteatoda tepidariorum (common house spider), 867 nucleotides long. RefSeq names its product zinc finger BED domain-containing protein 5-like. The record is from RefSeq and is a predicted model, not a curated record. NCBI's taxonomy places the organism in Eukaryota, Metazoa, Arthropoda, Arachnida, Araneae, Theridiidae.
AUGAACGAGGCAAACAUAGAAUGGAAAAAUUGGGUCGGAAUAUGCACAGAUGGUGCUCGUUCAAUGUCCGGAAGAUACCAAAGUAUACAAGCACUUGUAAAGCAAAAAUCGCCUCAGUGCGUCUGGACACAUUGCAUGAUCCACAGGGAAGCUUUGGCUUCGAAAGAAAUGAGUCCUGGUCUGAACAUUGUGUUAACUACGGUUGUAACCGUAGUAAAUUAUAUAAAAAUGAGACCCCUGAAAUCGAGAAUCUUUUCCGCACUUUGCAAAGACAUGGGUUCAGUACAUUCAGCGUUAGUAUUUUAUUGCGAGGCAAGAUGGUUAUCACGUGGGAAAUUUUUGCAACGUGUUUAUGAAUUAAGAGAAGAAAUUGCUAUUUUCCUAGAAGAAGAAAACAGACCGGAAGCUGAGAAUUUUCGCGAUGGUUUAUUUGUGAUGAAAUUGGGUUACUUGGUCGACAUAUUCGAGAAAUUAAAUAACUUGAAUCUUCAACUCCAAGGUGCAAAUUCACAUCUGUUGGAUACAAGUGAUAAAGUCAAUGCUUUUUGUAGAAAAUUAGAAUUAUGGAGCAGAAAUUUGAAGCAAAAAAACCUAACUAUGUUUACAAAUGUGGAUGAUUCUGCUAAAACUUACAAGGCUGAAGAAUUACACGUAAAAGUUGUAUUUGUAACCAUUGAAAAUCAUUUAANGUAUUUUCCUGCUGACGACAAACUGAUAGCAAGUUACGAGUGGGUUAGGAACCCAUUUCAUAAGACUCCCGAAAGACUCUCAAUUGAUGAGGAAGAAAAAUUCAUAGACUUCACGACAAGAGGCGAAAUCAAAAUACAAUUUAAUAAAUCACUAUUUGAAUUUUGGGCAGGAGGAUGA